Messenger RNA from Paramuricea clavata, 2658 nucleotides. Lineage: Eukaryota; Metazoa; Cnidaria; Anthozoa; Malacalcyonacea; Plexauridae. The record is from the annotation of a GenBank genome assembly.
AUGAGCAGCGAUGACCGAGAAAAGUUUUAUUCAUGGUACAACGAGCAAGUCCGGCGUCAGUACGAGUUCGACUUUCAAACCGAAAUUCUUCGAUAUUGUCAAUCCGAUGUGGACAUUUUGCGUCGUUGUUGUCUCGAGUUCCGCGAACUUUUCAGCCAAAUCACAGAUGUUGACCCUUUUGCCUCUUGUCUCACCAUUGCUUCUGCGUGUAAUCUCGUCUUCCGUAAAACGUUUCUCCAGGAGAACACCAUCGCCGUCAUUCCUCCUUGCGGGUACAAGCCUGAAAACAAACAGUCCGUCAUCGCCUUGAAGAUGCUGGCCUGGGUCGCUCAACGUGAUAACACCGUCAUUCGCCACGCCCGGAACCACGGAGAGCAGCGCAUUGGCAAGUAUCUUGUCGAUGGGUUCAACGUUGAAACAAACACUGUUUGGGAAAUUCAAGGAUGCCUGUGGCAUGGAUGCGAAAGAUGUUAUGCUAGAGAUACCGUGAAUCCGAUCAACCAUAUGACCAUGCAAGAUCUUAAGCAGCGAACCCUCGAGAAAAUCCAAUUCCUAAAGGAUAACGGACAUAAUGUCGUAGAGAUUUGGACGUGUGAUAUUGAGCGUCAACUUGCCACUGAACCCGAGAUGAAGGAUUUCUUCGACAAUUUCGAGAUUUCUGAACCUCUUGAACCUCGUCAUGCAUUCUUUGGUGGAAGGACUAACGCAACCCGCCUAUAUUACGACGUCCAGCCAGAAGAGAAGAUCCGCUAUGUGGAUUUCUGCAGCCUCUACCCAUGGUAUGUAUCUUGUUGAAGUCUUUUAACUCAAACAUGCUUGUCAUUAACCUUCUUAAGCAAUUUUUAGGUGUAACAAAUACGGCGAGUAUCCGAUUGGCCAUCCCGAGAUUAUUACUGAGAACUUUUAACCUAUCAGUGACUACUUUGGUUUGGUGAAAUGUUCUGUGCUUCCUCCUCGUGCCCUAUACCACCCCGUCCUCCCUUACCGUACUCAGGGUAAAUUGAUGUUCCCGUUGUGUCGCACCUGUGCCGACAACCUUCAACAAGAGCCCUGCCAUCACAGCGACGCCGAGCGAACACUUCAUGGAACGUGGGUGACUUUGGAGCUCGAGAAAGCACUAGGGAAAGGCUACAAACUGAUGAGAGUCGACGAAGUUUGGCACUUCCCCGAGCACACAGAUGGACUGUUUAAGGACUAUAUUGAUACAUUCCUAAAAAUCAAACAAGAGGUAAGGUUUCAUCACAUGUGUGAUAUUUUCACAUUAUUAGUUGCUUAUUAUUCCUUUCCCUUUUGCAGGCGAGUGGCUUUCCUCCGGAAUGUGACACCGAUGAGAAGAAGGGGCAGUACAUCGCUGACUACGCCGCAAAAGAAUGUAUUCAGCUGGAUCCAAGACAAAUUGUGAAGAAUCCUGGUCUGAGGGCGUUGGCGAAGCUCAUGUUGAACUCUUUUUGGGGUAAGUGCAAUGGCAAAUUGUCCACUAACGGUACUUGGGAAAAAACAAGUGUUUGUUAAAAACCUAUCAUUUCUUGUAGGAAAGUUUGCGCAACGACCCAACAUGACCAAGGUAAAAAUCAUAUCGGAUCCAGCUGAAUAUUUUGACCUCCUCUCCAGCGACCAGAUUAACGUCACCGACGCGAACUUCAUUAACGACGAGCUCAUCGAAGUCCAUUUUGAAAACGUUGACGAAUUCGUGGAAGCCGACGGAAAGACAAAUGUGGUCAUCGCAGCGUUCACCACAGCCCACGCCCGCCUCAAGCUCUAUGGUGUCCUGGAUCUGUUAAAUCGCCGAGUCUUAUAUUUUGACACAGAUUCAGUUAUCUACGUUUCAAAGGAAGACGAAUGGGAGCCGCCGACGGGAUCCUAUCUUGGUCAACUAACGGACGAGUUGGAUGGAGGUUACAUUACAACCUUUGUGUCUGGAGGUCCUAAAAACUAUGCCUACGAGACAAGCACAGACAAAACAGUAUGCAAAGUUAGAGGGAUCACCUUAAACUACAGAACUGCACAAAAGGUUAAUUUUAAUUUAAUGUGUGAUAUGGUUUGUUUAGAAGCGUUGUCUGAUCUCACAGACAGCAUAACUGUAAAUAUACCAUACAAAAUAAAUAGAGACACUAAAGAGAAAAGUGUAAAGACGAGGAGUGAGAACAAGGACUAUCGUAUUGUAUAUAAUAAGCGUGUGAUUGUAAAUAAUUUUGAUACAUUACCUUAUGGUUUUUACAUUAAUAAAUGAUUUUAAACAUUAAAGUUAUGUGUGUAAUGGUACAACUGCGGGGAUUUUCUCCCUAGAGGAACAUUCGUCUUUAUUAGGGAUUAAUAUCGGUGAUUAUGUCCCCAUGGGGACAUUCAUCUGUGCCGGGGACGUCCGGGGACAAAAAUUAGUCCCCAGAGGGACUUUCUAAAGGAACAGUCGGGUAUAAUAGGGACUAAUGUUGGUAAUUAUGGCCCCAUGGGGACAUUCAUCUGUGCCGGGGACAUCCGGGGACAAAAAUUAGUCCCCGGAGGGACUUUCUAAAGGGACAAUCGGCUAUAAUAGGGACUAAUGCUGGUAGUUAUGGUCCCAUGGGGACAUUCAUCUGUGUCGGGGACAUCCGGGGACAAAAAUUAGUCCCCGGAGGGACUUUCUAAAGGAACAAUCGGCUAUAAUAGGGACCAAUGUUG